Hevea brasiliensis (rubber tree) is the source of this 1847-nucleotide messenger RNA. RefSeq names its product G-patch domain-containing protein 1. NCBI's taxonomy places the organism in Eukaryota, Viridiplantae, Streptophyta, Magnoliopsida, Malpighiales, Euphorbiaceae. The record is from RefSeq and is a predicted model, not a curated record. Gene Ontology annotation, cellular component: nucleolus. Gene Ontology annotation, biological process: regulation of ribosome biogenesis. Gene Ontology annotation, molecular function: nucleic acid binding. The transcript has 12 exons. Bases 100 to 1320 code for a protein of 406 amino acids.
CUCACAGUCUCCAAGGCAUAUGUGUCCUCAAUCUUCCUGCUUCUAAAAAGGGCGACUACUCGCCAGCGAAACAAAGAAGAAGAAACAAACGCGGCAAAAAUGGCCGCACCUGAAGCCCCUCUGUGCUAUGUCGGCGUCGCAAAAGCAUCUCCUGCUUUUCGUCUCAUGAAACAAAUGGGAUGGGAGGAAGGAGAGGGGCUAGGGAAAGACAAGCAGGGGAUCAAAGGAUACGUUAGAGUCAAGAACAAACAGGACACUACAGGUGUUGGUGUAGAGAAGCCAAACAAUUGGGCUUUUGAUACUACUCAAUUUGAUAGUAUUCUCAAGAGAUUGAAAGUGCAAGCUGCACAUGCACCUCAUGAAGUUGUUAAGAAGAAGCAUACAGAAGAAAAAACAGAGACUGGUGUAUCUAGUGAUCAUCAAGAACCAGUUGUCAAGGCUACUCGACCACAGGGAAGAUAUAAGAAAAGAGAGAGAGGGAAGCUUGUCCAUGCUUAUUCUUCAAAGGAUCUAGAAGGAAUUCUGGUCAAAAAGGUUGAGGAGUCAUACCAGAAAAAUCCUAUUGUAGAAAAUGAGCUGCAGUCUGCGGAAGCAUCUGAGCCUGAAAUUUUUUAUCCUGAAGAAUCCAAAGCUGAAGCUGUUUCUCAAGAAUGGUGGGGCUAUAAAUCUGGAUUUGUCUCAGGAGGUUUUCUUGGAGCUCAAACUAAAAAGAAGAACAGAAGUGGAAAUGCUCGAAAUUGUAAUAAGAGGACUGCAUUCGUUGAAGAAGAUCAAGAGAACCUUUACAACCUUGUCCAAGGCAAAGCCACAGCUGGAAAGCAAGGACUUGGCAUUAAGGAUCGACUGAAGAAAAUAGCUGGUGUCCGCUUUCAGGGAAAAAAGAUAUCUUUUAGCAAUAGUGAUGAUGAGGAUUCUGCAUCUGAUGAUAUGGAUUCUGCUGAUUUUGAUUCAUCAGCAGAAGAAAAAUAUGAUGAGACUCCAGCAAUAGAAAAUGUUGAUGAAGAGAAAGUUGACAAUGAGGAUUCUGCUGAUUUUGGUUCCUUAGGAAAACAAAAAUGUGAUAGCACUCCGGAAAUGAAAAUCAUUGAUGAACAAAAAGUGAAGUUGAAGAAGUUGUGUAAGGGACUUCUACGUCAGGCACCAAGAGAGUCACUAAAACUAAAAAAGUUGAAAGUUCUUAUUGAAGAGCACUCAUCUUCUUUUAUUUCCAAUUUCUCUUUGAGGAAAGAUGCUCUUGCUUACUUGAAACAAAAGCUGGAAGGCAGUCGAAAUUUCUCUGUAGAGGGAAAGCGAGUAAGUCUUGCGUGCAGGAGAGGCUGAAAUUUUGUCUAGGAAUUCAGUUACCUGCAACGCAUGGAUGUAUCUUCUCCGUCUGAGUAGAUGGUGCGAUGUCUGCAUUUGAGGAUGAGUGAGCUUCAACUAGUCGCCUAAUCUUCAAACCAGACUGGUAUCAAGCCACGCACCGUGAUUGAAGACCAAGAUUGAGAAGGUUCUUGAAGCAGAUUAUGAGAAAGUUAACAAAUAUCCCGUGAGCAUACAACCACCAAAUCCUUAAAAGCAGUGAAUGGUGAACGUGUUUCACUCCACAUAGAGCUUAUAUAUGUUGCUUUUUAAGAAGUUGCAUGGAAGGCUCUUCACAUGAUCACCAAGCAAAUCGCAUCUACAAAUACUUUAUUUUGGUGCUCUAUAAAGGGAUUGAAGAAAUUAGUUUUUAGCUUUAGUUUAGUAGAAGAAAAAGGGAUAAUAUUAUUUGAACCUGUCAAUGAUGGUUGAAAUAUUCAGCAAAUGAUAUGAACAGGGACGAAAUUUCAUCUCGUUUAGUCAAAUUACAGAAUCUUUCAAUGUCA